Messenger RNA from Acomys russatus (golden spiny mouse), 3252 nucleotides. RefSeq names its product Rap guanine nucleotide exchange factor 4 (gene Rapgef4). Gene Ontology annotation, cellular component: plasma membrane. The transcript is spliced from 31 exons. Bases 63 to 3098 code for a protein of 1011 amino acids. The record is from RefSeq and is a predicted model, not a curated record. Gene Ontology annotation, biological process: positive regulation of GTPase activity; Ras protein signal transduction. Lineage: Eukaryota; Metazoa; Chordata; Mammalia; Rodentia; Muridae. Gene Ontology annotation, molecular function: guanyl-nucleotide exchange factor activity.
CCCGCCGGGAGGCGCGCAGGAGGUGGCCGCAGCCCUGGGGCCACCGCGCGCUGCUGCCCAACAUGGUCGCUGCGCACGCUGCACACGCUCCGUCCUCGGGCGAGUGGAUCGCCUGCCUGGAUAAAAGGCCGUUGGAACGAUCCAGUGAAGAUGUGGACAUAAUUUUCACGCGCCUGAAAGAAGUUAAAGCCUUCGAGAAAUUUCACCCAAACCUCCUUCAUCAGAUUUGCUUAUGCGGUUAUUAUGAGAACCUGGAGAAAGGAAUAACACUAUUUCGCCAAGGUGACAUUGGAACCAACUGGUAUGCUGUCCUAGCCGGGUCUUUGGAUGUUAAAGUGUCUGAGACCAGCAGUCACCAGGAUGCGGUGACCAUCUGUACCCUGGGAAUUGGGACAGCCUUUGGAGAGUCCAUUCUGGACAACACGCCCCGCCAUGCAACCAUCGUUACCAGGGAGAGCAGUGAGCUUCUCCGCAUUGAGCAGGAAGACUUCAAGGCACUAUGGGAGAAAUACCGACAGUAUAUGGCCGGACUUCUGGCUCCUCCCUAUGGUGUUAUGGAAACGGGCUCUAACAAUGACAGGCUUCCUGACAAGGAGAAUACACCUCUCAUUGAACCUCACGUUCCUCUCCGUCCUGCUAACACCAUUACCAAGGUCCCUUCAGAGAAGAUCCUCAGAGCUGGAAAGAUUUUACGAAUUGCCAUUCUCUCUCGAGCACCCCACAUGAUAAGGGACAGGAAAUAUCACCUCAAAACAUACAGACAAUGCUGCGUUGGGACCGAGCUGGUGGACUGGAUGAUACAGCAGACGUCUUAUGUUCACUCCCGGACUCAAGCUGUUGGCAUGUGGCAAGUCUUGCUGGAAGAUGGCGUCCUCAACCAUGUGGACCAGGAACGCCAUUUCCAAGACAAAUAUUUAUUUUAUCGAUUUCUGGAUGACGAGCAUGAGGAUGCCCCUUUGCCUACUGAGGAGGAGAAAAAGGAGUGUGAUGAGGAACUCCAGGACACCAUGCUGCUGCUGUCACAGAUGGGCCCUGACGCCCACAUGAGGAUGAUCCUACGCAAACCACCUGGCCAGAGGACUGUGGAUGACCUGGAGAUUAUUUACGAUGAGCUCCUUCAUAUUAAAGCCUUAUCCCAUCUUUCUACCACAGUGAAACGGGAGUUAGCGGGCGUUCUCAUUUUUGAGUCUCAUGCCAAAGGAGGAACUGUGUUGUUUAACCAGGGGGAAGAAGGUACCUCCUGGUACAUUAUUCUAAAAGGAUCAGUGAAUGUAGUCAUUUAUGGCAAGGGUGUGGUCUGCACCCUGCACGAGGGAGAUGACUUUGGCAAGUUAGCUCUGGUGAACGAUGCUCCACGAGCUGCCUCCAUUGUUCUUCGAGAAGAUAACUGUCACUUCUUAAGAGUUGACAAGGAGGACUUCAACCGGAUUCUGAGGGACGUUGAGGCGAAUACAGUCAGACUUAAGGAACAUGACCAAGAUGUCUUGGUGCUGGAGAAGGUCCCAGCAGGGAACAGAGCUUCUAAUCAAGGAAACUCGCAGCCUCAGCAAAAGUAUACUGUGAUGUCAGGAACACCUGAAAAAAUUUUAGAGCAUUUUCUAGAAACAAUACGCCUCGAGCCAUCCUUGAAUGAAGCAACAGAUUCCGUUUUAAAUGAUUUUGUUAUGAUGCACUGUGUUUUUAUGCCAAAUACCCAGCUUUGCCCUGCCCUGGUGGCCCAUUACCACGCACAGCCUUCUCAAGGGACAGAACAGGAGAGAAUGGAUUAUGCCCUCCACAACAAGAGGCGGGUCAUCCGCUUGGUUCUGCAAUGGGCUGCCAUGUAUGGGGAUCUCCUCCAAGAAGAUGAUGUGGCCAUGGCUUUCCUGGAGGAGUUCUAUGUGUCUGUAUCAGAUGACGCCCGGAUGAUGGCUGCCUUCAAGGAGCAGCUGCCGGAGCUGGAGAAGAUUGUCAAACAAAUCUCAGAAGAUGCAAGAGCUCCGCAGAAGAAGCACAAGGUGCUCUUGCAGCAGUUCAACACAGGCGACGAGAGGGUCCAGAAGCGCCAGCCCAUCCGUGGCUCUGAUGAGGUUUUGUUUAAGGUCUACUGCAUGGACCAUACCUAUACUACCAUUCGUGUGCCUGUAGCUGCCUCUGUGAAGGAAGUCAUCAGCGCAGUGGCUGACAAACUUGGCUCUGGGGAAGGACUGAUCAUAGUCAAGAUGAACUCCGGAGGAGAAAAGGUGGUGCUCAAACCUAAUGAUGUUUCAGUAUUUACGACGCUCACCAUUAACGGACGCCUGUUUGCCUGCCCGCGAGAGCAAUUCGACUCACUGACACCCUUGCCAGAACAGGAAGGCCCAACCACUGGGACAGUGGGAACUUUUGAACUGAUGAGCUCCAAAGACUUGGCAUACCAGAUGACAACAUAUGAUUGGGAACUCUUCAACUGUGUGCACGAGCUGGAGCUAAUCUACCACACAUUUGGAAGGCAUAAUUUUAAAAAGACCACAGCAAACUUGGAUUUGUUCCUGAGGAGAUUUAAUGAGAUUCAAUUUUGGGUUGUCACUGAGAUCUGCCUUUGUCCCCAGCUCAGCAAGCGUGUUCAGCUUUUGAAAAAAUUUAUCAAGAUAGCAGCUCACUGCAAGGAGUACAAAAAUCUAAAUUCCUUUUUUGCCAUCGUCAUGGGACUUAGCAACGUUGCAGUGAGCCGCUUGGCACUAACGUGGGAGAAACUGCCAAGCAAGUUUAAGAAGUUCUAUGCAGAGUUUGAGAGCUUAAUGGAUCCUUCCAGAAACCACAGAGCCUACAGGCUGACAGCGGCUAAACUGGAGCCUCCCCUUAUCCCUUUUAUGCCCUUGCUUAUUAAAGAUAUGACAUUUACUCAUGAGGGGAACAAGACGUUCAUUGACAAUCUAGUAAACUUUGAAAAAAUGCGCAUGAUUGCAAACACUGCCAGAACAGUGCGGUACUACAGGAGCCAGCCCUUUAAUCCAGAUGCCGCUCAAGCUAAUAAGAACCAUCAGGAUGUCCGGAGUUAUGUACGGCAAUUAAAUGUGAUUGACAACCAGAGAACUUUAUCACAGAUGUCACACAGAUUAGAGCCUCGCAGGCCAUAGACAUCUGAAGUGCCCAGAGUGAUGCUUUGUCUCCCGUCCACAAUCUUUCAAAAGAUGCUGUGUUUGCUACUACUGACUGUGUUGCCACUAGAGAAUUCUCCAGAAUAAGCAGAGACACAUCCUAAGCCUCCCUGCCACCUCCCAACCCCCACCC